CUAGGACCCAGAGGAGCGCUGCAGUAGCAGGGAGACCCGGCAUCAUGGCGGAUCAAAACAACACAGACGAUAAAGGGAAGUUCUACAGUGAAAUUUUAAGUCCGUCGGAGCUGUUCGCAGCUCGCUCCCGCAGUCACAAAAUCCCCGUCAGAGGACAGAAGGACUUCUUCCCCGAUGACUCCGACGAGCAGAAGCAGCGACUCGAGCAGAGCCUGAAUGAACACUGGAGCCUCGUCUCAGAGGAGAGAGUGGAGAGGCUGGGAAACCUCGUGAAGGGCGAAUGGAUUCCCAGCGAGCAGAUUGUGGAGCUUCAGUCUCCGGCUGGGAAGUUCUGGCAGACAAUGGGCUUUUCCGCAAACGGGAAGCAGUGCCUGCUCCCCGAGGAGGCUCUGUACCUGAUGGAGUGUGGAAACCUGCAGGUGUUUUAUCAGGACCUGCCCCUCUCCAUCCAGGACGGGUACGAGAAGUUUCUGUCGGUGAACACUGUGAGCCUUCAGCAAUAUCAGGUGUUUGGGCAUUUGAAGAGGCUCGGCUAUGUGGUGCUCAGGUUUGAUCCCAGUUCUGAGUCGUCGUCCUAUGCGAGGCAGCUCAACCUGCCGCAGUCACGUGAUCGAGCAGGGAGGACGCUGAAGAGGAAACGCAGCCUCAGCCCCACCCCUUCCUCCACCCCCACUGCGACGUGCAGCCGUGCUGAAGCUCAAGAGGAAUGCUCCACUGAGAAGAUGGAGGAGGAUAAAUGCAAUGAAGGCGAGGAAGAUAAAAAGCUUCCGGAGCCUCCGGAGGCCCAGAGUUCAGCAGACGAGGGCGGGGGCAGGAGCUGGUGGAUGACGGAUGUUCUCGGGGACUCGGACCAAGAUUCAGGUCAUGGCUCCAAAUCUGUCUCCUCGUGCUGGGACUUCAGCUCCAUCUCUUUCCCUGACCUGGGCUCCACCUCCAGGGAGCACUUCCCCGGUGGCCUGGCCCCUCCAGACCCCUCUCUGCUGCCCGGGGAUUUGAAGGUGGGCUUCUGUGACGUUGGCGCCUGGAGGCAGAAAAUAAACUUGCGGCAGGUGAAGAUGUCAGCCAAUGAGCAGAAGAAGGAAAAAUACAGGCGGCGGUGGGACGUCAACAAAAACAGAGAGGUACGGCGGUGCAGAAACUGGGCGGAGUAUCAGGAGCUGAUGGCGAGGCGGAAGGGUAAGCGGGAAGGUCGACCAGCACACCUGUGGAACAGGGAAGUUACUCCGUUACAUGACCCGACACAGCCAAUCGCCACAGGAGAACUUCUGGAAAAAAUCAGCGUGAUUAAACCGACUCAUUUGCUGGAGGGAGCGUCCAGGUUAAAAGAUGCGGAUGAUUGGAGGAUUUGUUUCAAUGUUUACCAGCCCGACACGGUGGCCGACUUCAAGAAGAGCAACCCGGGGAAACCGUACUCACGCAUGUGUGUGUGCAGUUUCCAUGAUCCCGUGCCCGACCUGCGAGCCAUCAAGCUGCUGGCCUAUCAGAGUGGAGAUAUCCCAGUGGUCAUAGCUGUGGUGGACUAUGGAGACAUAUCCUUCUACACGUUCAAAGACUUCCAGCUCCCGACUGAUGUUUACCCCUAAGAGCCCCCCCACCCCCACCCACCCGGGACUUUUUAAUAAACCUCUGUUUGCUGGACUGGCUGCAUUUUAUGUGAUUUAUGGUGGAAAGAUGGUUUUAGUAAAAACAAACAAACAAAAAUAACUGUGUUCUGACAGUGUUUGCAUACAAUUUGGCUCCAGUUUACCUCUAAAGGCAAUUUUAUUAAUCAUCUUGACUCAUAGGUCCUUUAUGAUGAUGAAAACAAGGGAUCAGGAAACUUUGUCCACAUUAUGGAUACCAGGAUCUCACCUGGUACCUUCCCUCUGGGGCAGGGUUUUUUGAGAGCCCCUGGUGGGCUCCUCAGUGGGCUGUCGGCUUUCUCACCCGACGGCACGUACACGGCAUCAGAGCUGGAAGCCCACAGCUCACAGAUUCUGAUGUGGCGGGUCCGCGCUUUGUGUUUACGGGUUUUUUGCGCUAGAUUCUGAAGCUGCAGGUUUCAUCUCUCUCCAACCGAAACGGACUGAACCAGCAGCAAAAGAAGA
Oreochromis aureus is the source of this 2087-nucleotide messenger RNA. It is a transcript of the gene tsen54, whose product is annotated as TSEN54 tRNA splicing endonuclease subunit. Gene Ontology annotation, cellular component: tRNA-intron endonuclease complex. NCBI's taxonomy places the organism in Eukaryota, Metazoa, Chordata, Actinopteri, Cichliformes, Cichlidae. The transcript is spliced from 12 exons. The coding region runs from base 45 to 1583 and encodes 512 amino acids. Gene Ontology annotation, biological process: tRNA-type intron splice site recognition and cleavage. The record is from RefSeq and is a predicted model, not a curated record.